Molecule: messenger RNA, 1374 nt
Organism: Mangifera indica (mango)
Lineage: Eukaryota; Viridiplantae; Streptophyta; Magnoliopsida; Sapindales; Anacardiaceae
Product: putative disease resistance protein RGA3
Exons: 3
Coding region: 1-1374 (457 amino acids)
Biological process (GO): defense response to other organism
Molecular function (GO): ADP binding
Source: RefSeq, a predicted model, not a curated record
AUGGCUGAAGCAAUUGUUUCUUUGGUCUUGAAGCAACUGGGUUCAGUUCUUUCUGAGCAGGCGUCUGGCUGCAUCGGAAAACAAGUGAGCCUUGUUUGGGAUGUUGACGAAGAAGUAGAGAAACUUACGCACAACCUUGAAGCCAUUCAAGCUGUGCUAUUUGAUGCAGAGCAAAAACAAAUAAAGAAUGCAGCUGUGAGACUGUGGUUACAUCGUCUCAAAGACGUAUGCUAUGACGUGGACGAUGUGCUGGAUGAGUGGAAUACUGCAAUCUUGAAAUUGCGAAUUGAGGGGGUCAUGAUCAUAAUGCUAUUGCUCCGAAGAAGAAGGGAUGGGGGAAUAGGAAAAACAACUCUUGCCCAAUUUGCUUAUAAUAACAAUGAGGUGGAGAACAAAUUUGAUAAAAAAAUCUGGGUGUGUGUAUCAGAACCUUUCGAUGAGAUUAGGAUUGCCAAAGCGAUCAUUCAAUCUCUCAAAAAUAAUACUCCUAAUGUAGCAGAAUUAGAAUAUCUUCUUCAAUGUAUUCGUGACUCUGUUAAGACUAAAAAAUUUUUGCUUAUUUUGGAUGAUGUGUGGACUGAAAAUAACAAGAAAUGGGAACCAUUCUAUAAUUGUCUAAAGAAUGGUCUUCAUGGGAGUAAAAUUUUAAUUACCACACGUAAAGAGUCAGUUGCACGUAUAAUGAAAUCAAAUGAUAUCAUAAAUGUUGGUGAAUUGUCUAAUGAGGAGAAUUGGUUAUUGUUUGAAAAGCUAGCACUUUCUGAAAGACUUCCUGAAGAGUAUAAAAAUUUAGAAGAAAUUGGUAGGAAAAUAGUUAGGAAGUGCAAGGGGUUACCUCUUGCUGUAAAAACUAUUGGGAGUCUCUUGCAGUUUAAAAAAUCUAAAGAGCAGUGGCAACAUGUGUUAGAUAGUGAAAUGUGGAAGUUUGAAGAUACUGAAAAAGGUCUUUUAACCCCUUUGAUGUUGAGUUAUAAUGAUUUAACUCUAAUGGUAAAACGGUGUUUUGUAUGUUGCUCUAUAUAUCCAAAAGAUUAUAAUAUCGAUAAACGUACAAUAGUUGAUUUAUGGAUGGCUCAGGGUUAUCUUAGGAAAGAAAAAAAUGAUGAGAAUGAGAAUAUAACUGGUGAAGAAUAUUUGGACUAUUUAGUGACAAGAUCUCUCUUACAAAAGCACAAAUCAUUUUCUGAUUCGUACAUGAUGCAUGAUAUAGUACACGACUUUGCACAAUUUUUGGGUGAUAAAGAGUGCUCAUCAAUAGAAGUCUAUGGCGACGAAGACUCACUUAAAAACUCUCCUAGGGACAAACGUGGAUUGCCUCAUAACAUUACCUCAGGGGAUUGGAAAAUUAGUAAAUUUGAGGCGUUUGGAAUAUAA